AUGAUCCUGCCCGCGCGCAACGCGCGGCGCAUGUUCGCAGAAUACGCCGGCGACUGGAGGAGCGCGGACUUUGACUUCACGAACUGCGGCCUCGACUCGGCCGCGGACGGCGCGGCGGAGGCGGAGCUGUCGCGCUCGCGGCUCCGGGCGGCGCGCUCGUCGUCGUCGAGCUUCCGGUCGCGGGAGCUCCGGGCCAGCGAGUCCGGCCGAUCGUCGGUGACCUUCGACGGGCCCGAGGGCGACGGCGCGCCCGCGAGCGACGGCGACGGCGCCGGCGCCGCCGCGAGCGACGGCGCCGCGGCCGCCGACGCCCGAGCCGGCGGCGGCGCCGCCGCGCCCGCGGGCGACGGCGAGCAGACCAAAGGCGGCGACGACGACGACGAGCGGGACCUCGCGACGGCGCGGCUCCGGGGCCUCUGGGGCCCCGAGCGGUCGAAGCGGCUCGGCCGCGAGCUCUCCGAAUACAGCACGGACAUGAUCGCCACGGUCUCCGACUCGCUCCUCGGCGCCUGCGAGGAGUCCUUCUACUCGCGGGCCAUGACGAAGUGCGCGCUCGAGCCCGCGCCGACGGUCGAGACGGCGUUGCUGUCCGUCGCGACGUUGGCGAUGAUCUUCGUGCAGAUCGCGAGCAUCAACACGAUCCGCCAGUUUUUGUGGUACCUCAAGUGGGGCGGCAUGGUCGACGCGCACGUCGACGACGACGCCUGGCUCGCGGAGACGUUCCGGGCCGGCGUGCCCUACCCCGUGGACUUCCACCACGACAUCGACGACGGCGUGCUCGCGGCCGGCGUGCCGUCGUUCCUCGUGCCGCCCAUGUUCUUCUGCUCUUUGUUGCUGGGCAUCACGGUCUCCGGGGCCAUGCGCGCGACGAAGGCGUCCUACGUGGUCCUGCGGUGGGCCGCGGCGCACGAGCUGGAGCACGUCACGCUCAGCGGCGCGGCGCACCUUUUUGUGGCGUGGACGAUCCACGUCGCGCGGUUGAGCCUCGUCGCCUACUUCGCGCUCAUCUCCGUGGCGAUCUUGGGCACAGCCGACGGGCCCUUCAACCUGCUGCUGAACUCGCUGGCCAUGUGCUUCAUCUUCGAGAUCGAGGUGUUGCUCCGCCACGACGUGCCCUCGCACGGCUUCUUCGGCGCGCUGGACCGGCGCGUCGCGACGCGGCACCUCGAGUGGCGCCUCGCGCUCCGCGACGUCUUCCGGGGCGUCGCCGCGGACGUGCGCGCGGCCGCGGAGCACCCGGCGCUGCGGGUGGUCUACCGCGCCUACGAGACGCUGGGAGAGCUCGCGCUCGGCGCGCUCGUGCUGACGGUGACCUGGGCCAUGCAGCGGCGGACGACGCGCGGCGACAUCGUCACGAACGACGACGACUGGGUCACGGACACGCCGGGCCUCACGCGCAUCUACAAGGGCUGCGGCCUCGCGAUCUUCUCGCUCCUCGUCUUCGACUGCCACUUCGCCUGGUUCUUCGCGUCCAAGGACCGGCGGAAGCGGCCGUGGCUCCGGGUCCUCGCGUUUUUGGUGGACCUGGCGGCCGUCGCGGUCGUCGUCAUCGUCGCCGUCGAGUGGGCCGUCGGCUGGCUCAUGAGCUGGAACCUCUCCGCGAAGAGCCACCCCUUCGAGUGGACCGAACUUUCCAUCGCGCCGAAGCGGCCCGCGGACUACGACGACUACUACGCCUACGACUACGCCGGCGACUACGGAGGGUAA
Aureococcus anophagefferens is the source of this 1707-nucleotide messenger RNA. RefSeq lists its product as hypothetical. Bases 1 to 1707 code for a protein of 568 amino acids. The record is from RefSeq and is a predicted model, not a curated record. NCBI's taxonomy places the organism in Eukaryota, Pelagophyceae, Pelagomonadales, Pelagomonadaceae. The transcript has a single exon.